UCAACACAUUGGCGAAGAAACUCUACAGCACUUGAUCUUGUAGCAAACUUACUUCAUCUCAAAUUCAAUUCUUGUUCGUCUCUUCGAAACAAAGAAUACAAUCACCAAAAUGUCCCGCCAAAACUACGCAGUCCCCCUUAUGGGCGCAGCAGCCCUCCUGGGAGGCGGCAUCUACUACGUCCGCCAACCCUCCUCAAACCCAGGCGACGCCGCCCAACAAAUCGCAAACAACGCAGACAACUCCCGAUCGACCUCCGAUGCCGUCACCGAGCAGCGUAAAAAGGCCGCGGACGCGAAACGCGACAACGGCCUAGGCGGCGCUGGCAUCGGUACCAACACGGGCGCCACGGGCGGCGCGGAGUUGAGUACCGGCAAUCGAGGCGGCAGUGCCGCCGACCGCGAUACCCCCAAGGGGCCCAAGGACAAGUUUCCCUCUGACGCGGGCGAGAUUGGAGGCGGACCUGGCAGGGGCAACUCGAAUACUAGGGCGAUUGAGACGCAUGGUCCUUCUAUGACGCCUGGGUCGAAGACGUUGACGGGGGCAUUGAGCGGGAAGAGCAACGGGCCGAGUACCUCUGGAAGCAGUGAUAGCGGCAGCUCGGGAGAGGGAAUCGGGUCCAAGAUACAAGGCUUCUUUACGAGUUCGAGUAAGGGGAACGAGAAGGUCAGGCAGUCUCCGGUUGACACCAAGAUUGUGAGCCAUUCGCCUGAUACUCCGACAAACCGUGGUGGAAGUCCGUGGGAUAAGGAGCGAAGGGACGUGGUCAACCACAACCGCUCAUAAGCUUAAUAAGACAAUGACUUAUUUGUACUACAGUCAUCAGC
Messenger RNA from Colletotrichum phormii, 825 nucleotides. RefSeq lists its product as uncharacterized. The record is from RefSeq and is a predicted model, not a curated record. NCBI's taxonomy places the organism in Eukaryota, Fungi, Ascomycota, Sordariomycetes, Glomerellales, Glomerellaceae. The transcript has a single exon. Bases 110 to 784 code for a protein of 224 amino acids.